Molecule: messenger RNA, 1907 nt
Organism: Mytilinidion resinicola
Lineage: Eukaryota; Fungi; Ascomycota; Dothideomycetes; Mytilinidiales; Mytilinidiaceae
Exons: 2
Coding region: 241-1635 (464 amino acids)
Source: RefSeq, a predicted model, not a curated record
CUAGGCCUUCUGCUUCACAUUUCACAGAGACGGCGUUGCGUCAUGCCAUGGUGGCCUCUCUCGCAAUGAUAAAGCCAUGACAUACCGAUGUAUGCGUGAUUCGGGAUACUGAACUCACACACAACAUGCUCUGCGGACUCAAAGAUAUAUUCUCUCCACCCCCUUUCCCGCAAUGCCUGAUUCCCGUGUCCGACACCACCCCUUGAUGUUGAACGCUAGAUAGGCACAGAUAGGGAGAGAAUGUCGCGAUGCAACUUCCAAAGAGGCGGGACCGUCGCCCAACGCCACCAUAUGACUAAAUACAUCUAUCCUUCGCAUCUAGGGAAGAAGGCCAACUAUCUCCGUUUUCUUCCUCCUGUAAACCACGAGAAUCGCCGCCGUCCCCAAGGCGAGGCCGACAUGGAUACUAUAUUCAUCACCAUCUCCCCAACGCGCCACCCACUUCCCAGCGCCGCCGAAUACGCCACCAAAGCGAUCGCAAGCGGCACCAGUCCCGAGCCUCUCGACAUAGCAAUGUGCAGAGCCACACGAUUCGUUGGAAAUACUGUUCUUGAAGCUGGUAUCUUUGCCAUCGGCAAAGCGGGAUUGCUGUGGAUCGUCAUACAGCGGAAAACGCUCAUCCGGCUGGACAACAAGACGAGCAAAGAAGACUCGGCGCUCUACAAGAUCCCGCUGGCGGAUUGGAGUAAGCUGAAGCCGUCAAAUGCCCCAGAGCAUGACCACUGGUGGCGCCGGCUGGACGACCUCUUCAAGGGUAACACUGACCGCGCAUGCUUGUGCGUCAGGCAGAGGAUAGAGGCGCUCGGGUUACGGCCGCCGUGGUACAAAUGGGCGAGGCGGCCUGACGUUGAGAAGUUCAAGCCCUCGAGUCCCAGUGCAUUGCCAAAGGAUGACAAAACCUGCUUCGGUUGUGGAGACGAUUACGAUGACAAAGACAGGCCCGUGAUCUUGUCUUGCGAUAAAGAGAAGGGCCAUCAUAUGUGCAUUACGUGCUUCGAGACCUUGCUUGAUCAGCCAGACACAAGGUUGAAGGGUUAUGCGCGAUGCCCACAGUGCCGUGCGGAACAUCCAGUAUUGAAGCGAUGGAGCUUCAUGUUGCCAGCUGAGCAAGGAUUUUGGCGAUACCGAAAACUCGAGGAGCAGCUUGUAGACAUCGACAGCUUCCCCCUUAUCUCCCUCGGCGUGCAUCUGCUACCGGACAAACGGGUUAGGGUUAACGCAAAUAAUGCCAUCAAGUUCAUGGAUGAGGUCAUCAUCUACGUCGAGAUGGUCCUGCCGUACGGAUAUCAGCUCGACAAUCCCGUGACUUUCCUCGAGUCACGUGCUGUCCACCAAGCUCUCAGGACUGAGCUGCGAAACCAACACGGCCAAGUCGUGUCAGUGGACCAGAUGCAAGGGGCGCUCGAUGCGGCGGCGAAGAAGGCUGUCAAAUGCAUGCGAUCACCGGAUGGUGCGCUUGGAAAUCCGGAGAUGCCUCCUAACUUUGUCAGAUAUAGGGACAAGGUAGUGAGGCGCGUUGCCCAUUCGUGCUUCCUGGGCCCUGAAAGAUGGAUUGGAAUAUUCAUGGGAUGGUUGAAAGAGGACCAGCAACAGCAUCCAUGGCCGGCAAAUGUGGCUGGGCAUUGGAAAGGGUAGGACAAUGGUAGGAGUUGAGAUGGAACGAGCCAAGAGGUAAAAUUCGUUUACACUGAGCUUGUUAUCGUGACAAACCUUCCAACAAGCAUAUGACAUGGUAACUACUCCACUACUUGCCUAAACCGCCAGCCCCUCAGCCGUACUUCUUAAAGCACAGAUUGAAUUGUUUUCGUCCCAACGCAUUCACCCAUUUUCGCUGCUGGUGACAGCCAGCGCUAUGACCAGCGGAUAGACAACCUUCACCACCUACACUGCCGGCUGCCUGCCGCGCU